GUGCGGCGCGAGCUGUGGGGUAGUUCUCGAGGGCUCCGGUAACCUGACACCAGUACAGCCAGUUGCCAGACCCGCCCUCCUUUCUUGCCUUCAUACUGGUUGCUGUGUGGAGUCUGAGACCAUCGCAAUCCUGGACUGGACGCUGGGAGGACGACUUAGCCCAAGUCGGCGGGGCUGCUGUGUAGCUGCACGGUUGUUCUCGAACAGUGCAUCCGGGUGCUUUCAGUACUUGUGAGUUCAUGCUUCUGUGGGCCAUUUGAGUAGAUGCAUCUAUUUUUUACACAAGGCUCCUUUUAAAAUCAGGAAAGUCUCUAGCCAUGGCAGAUGAUGAUCUUAUUUUUAGCAUAGAAGGGGUGGAGAACAGCCGGUCAAAGCGGGGAGGCUCUGUUGAUGACAGUGACGAUGAGGAUGGCUUUUUCAUCUGCCCAAUCACCGAUGAUCCAGUGCACAAUAAGUCUUCUCCCGGUGAUAUAUGUAAUUACCUGAAGAACUUCAUCCAAAAUGAGAAGUACAGUAGCAGCUCUUCUCCCAGGCAGUCUUUCAGCUUUAAGGAAACCUGGAAACAUGCCAUUCAGAAAGCUAAGUCAAUGCCUGACCCUUGGGCAGAAUUUCAUCUGGAGGAAAUUGAAACUGAGGCCUGCAUACGUUACAGGUACAAUGCUGUCAAAGGAGAAUGGGUUGAAGAUGAGGUCUUCAUUAAGAUGGCAUCUCAGCCUUUUGGCCGUGGAGCUAUGAGGGAAUGCUACCGAACGAAAAAGCUCUCGAAUUUCUCGCAUAGCCACAAGUGGAAAUCUGCAUCCAAUUAUGUGGCCAAGAGAUAUUUGGAAACCGUAGACCGAGAGGUGUAUUUUGAAGAUGUCAGACUGCAAAUGGAAGCCAAGCUGUGGGGAGAAGAAUACAACCGACACAAGCCCCCCAAGCAGGUGGACAUUGUGCAAAUGUGUGUCUUGGAGAUGAAGAACAGGCCAGGCAAGCCGCUUUACCAUCUUGAACAUUACAUCGAAGGCAAAUACAUAAAAUACAACUCCAACUCUGGCUUUGUGCGGGAUGACAACAUCCGACUGACUCCCCAGGCCUUCAGUCAUUUUACAUUUGAGCGGUCUGGUCACCAGUUGAUUGUGGUUGACAUCCAGGGAGUGGGAGAUCUCUACACUGACCCCCAGAUCCACACAGCCAGUGGCACUGACUUUGGCGAUGGAAACUUGGGUGUGCGAGGAAUGGCACUCUUCUUUCACUCCCAUCUCUGCAACAAAAUCUGCAAAAGCAUGGGUCUCACGCCUUUCGAUUUGGCCUCCAAAGAAAAAGGAUCCCUAGACUGCACCAACAAGCUACUGCAAUCUGCACAGACAGUCCUACGUGGCAGUGAAGAGCACUGUGGCAGUCCUCGAGUUCGGACCAUCUCUUGGAACCGUCUGCCGCCGCUGCUUUCUCGCCUGUCAGAGACGUCUUCAGCUGAUGACAGCAUGAGCGACUGCACCUUUGAGUCUCCGCCAUGCUCUCCUGCGGCAUACCCUUCUGACUCUCUUGGGAAGUCCCCAUUGGGUUGGUUUAAUGAAAAUGAUGGACUUCAUGAAACUAAUAAUAAUAUGAAUGAUCACAGAGACUCCGAGAGUGGCGGAGACAGUGGCUAUCCCAGUGAGCGGCGUGGGGACCAUGAUGAUCUCGAUCACAGAGACAGGGCCAACUCCUUAUCCCACAGACGGAGCUGUGAGUCAGACGAGGACAGUAUCCGAAGGCUGACAGAUGAGAGAUUGAACUUCUAUCAUUCGUCCCGCUCACACAUGCAUCGGCCUUCUUGUGUCGCCGUUGAGGUGCAGAGGCUGAAUGAGCUGGAGCUUGAAAAAAAGAUUGGAAAAUCGAUCCUGGGCAAGGUUCAUCUUGCAAUGGUCCGCUACCAUGAGGCUGGCCGCUUCUGUGAAAAGGAUCAGGAGUGGGACCAGGAGUCUGCCAUCUACCAUCUGGAGCAUGCAGCCUUGUGUGGCGAGUUGGAGGCCAUUGUGGCUCUGGGUCUGAUGUACUUCCAGUUGCCCCAUCACAUCCUUACUGAUAUAAACCUUGAGGACUCGGAUGAGAACAGAAAGAAAGGAUUUGAUUACUUACUGCAGGCCGCAGAGGCAGGUGACCGGGCCUGCAUGAUUCUGGUGGCUCGUGCCUUUGACUCUGGAGUUAACUUGGCACCUGGCAGGGAUCAAGACUGGACGGAAGCGGUGCACUGGUACGACAUGGCGCUCAACAUGACCGACUACGACGAAGGUGGUGAAUACGACGGCAUACAGGAUGAACCCCGCUACCUUCUCCUGGCUAGAGAGGCAGAGAUGUACUUGGAAGGGGGCUUCUUGCUGGAUAAAGACCCCGAGCGAGCAGGCAACCUGUUUACAGAGGCUGCUGAUGCAGCAAUGGAAGCCAUGAAGGGGCGGUUAGCAAACCAGUACUACAUGAAGGCUGAGGAAGCCUGGGGUGCAAUGGAGGAGUGAGAACUUGGGAGAAGAGCAAGAAUCAAUAUAAUGUGGACCCCCUACUCCAAAAGCAACUUGUCUAUUUGCAGACCACCACAUCUGUCUGGGAAGGCUCACCUCCGCCAUGACGGUGGCUCUUGAAGGACGUCUUUCUGGUUGACGCCUCAGCAUCAAGCAGGGUCGGUGGUCUCAGCUUAUCUCUCUGCACUUCCAGGUGUCAGAUGGGGAAGCAGCCCUUCAGCUGACUGUUACCAAGUUCUUGAACUCUUUUGUCUCCCUUUUUUUUUUGUCUCAUGUCUUUCUUUAAUGUUUAUUUUCUGCAAAAAAAAAAAAAGUAUAUAUUUUAUGGAAAAUUUUUAUAUAUUUACAAGUACUUUUACAGAAUUGCAGCCUGUAAUAAGAGUUGGGGGGCCUGUUUGGAAGUUCUCUGCUGAUUUUUAAGCCCCUGCGUUUCCCACCUCCACAUACUCCCUCUCUAUCCCAGAAUCCCCCCCCCCCCCCCCCCCCCCCCGACCUCCCAGCUUUUGAGCUGCUUUUGUAUUUGUUGGCUGCUGUGCUCGACUUCUGCAUAUUCUCUUUACGUUCAUACAAGAAAACGGGUUGCUUUUUCCUUGAGCAGCCCCGAAAAUAAUUCUCUUUUGAUAUUGUACAUUAAAAAAAAAAAUACUAAAAUAAGAAAAUGUUUACAAAAAAAAAAAAAAAACAAAAAAAAACUUGAAUGUCUUUUAGAACGCCUUUUCAAUGAAGCAGAUGAUUAGUGGCUUUGGUUUCCAUUAGAAAAGUUGCCAUGUUCCUCGUCUUUAUUGUAUGCUAAAUGGUUUUGAUGUUGCACGCUGUGGUUUAGCUCUCGUCCGCAUGGAUAUGACUUGUGGGGGAUUCUGCCUCAGAUUGUCUAUGCUAAGGAAAGUCUGAAUUUUAAAAAAGUUAUGAAUGAAUAUAAACAGAAGCAUUUAUGGAAUAAAUAUGGCAACAGGAGCCUUGACUUUC
This is a messenger RNA of Erpetoichthys calabaricus (reedfish), 3443 nucleotides long. RefSeq names its product eukaryotic elongation factor 2 kinase (gene eef2k). The transcript has 18 exons. Gene Ontology annotation, molecular function: calmodulin binding; elongation factor-2 kinase activity; calcium ion binding. Bases 318 to 2474 code for a protein of 718 amino acids. The record is from RefSeq and is a predicted model, not a curated record. NCBI's taxonomy places the organism in Eukaryota, Metazoa, Chordata, Cladistia, Polypteriformes, Polypteridae. Gene Ontology annotation, biological process: protein phosphorylation.